This is a messenger RNA of Zygosaccharomyces rouxii, 1695 nucleotides long. RefSeq names its product putative proline--tRNA ligase AIM10 (gene AIM10). Bases 1 to 1695 code for a protein of 564 amino acids. Gene Ontology annotation, molecular function: proline-tRNA ligase activity; ATP binding. Gene Ontology annotation, biological process: prolyl-tRNA aminoacylation. The record is from RefSeq and is a predicted model, not a curated record. The transcript has a single exon. Gene Ontology annotation, cellular component: cytoplasm; mitochondrion. Lineage: Eukaryota; Fungi; Ascomycota; Saccharomycetes; Saccharomycetales; Saccharomycetaceae.
AUGCUUAGACCGAAGGUUCUAUUACGUUAUUCUCAUCAUGUAUUUCAACCAAAAACUGCCCUCGAUGAUAGUAUCAAAGCUUUACCUACACAUGAACUUUUCCAGACAUUAGGCUUUAUCAGACAAUCUCAAAGUGGUUUAGUACAUUGGUUACCCAUGGGCCUGAGGACUUUAAACAAAGUUGAAUCCAUUGUACGUCACAGAAUGAAUCAAGACGGUGAUGCUUUAGAAGUUUCCUUGAGUGCACUAUCGCCAAGAUCACUUUGGGAGAAGACGAAUCGAUGGUCAGGUACAGAAUUGUUCAAAUUGAAAGAUGCGAAGAAGGCAAGCUACUGCUUGACACCCACUUGUGAGGAAGAUAUUACGAAUUUAAUGAAUGAAUAUAUUACUAGUUAUAGAGAUAUGCCGACAACGGUUUAUCAAAUAACUAGAAAAUAUAGAGAUGAAUUGAGACCAAGAGGUGGUUUGUUACGUGGUAGGGAAUUUUUAAUGAAAGAUGCAUAUUCAUUUGCCUCUAAUGAAGAGGAGGCAUUGCAAACUUUCCAAAAGAUGAAUGCUGUUUACAAUAAGAUAUUCCAAGACUUAAAAAUCCCAUUUGUUAGCGCUUGGGCGGACACAGGUGAUAUUGGAGGCGAUUUGAGUAAAGAAUACCACUAUUUACACGAAGGUGGUGAAGAUACCUUAUUGACUUGUGACCAAUGUGGUGAUGUAAGUAAUGUGGAAAAAUGUGAGUCUUUCCCUGACGAAGUUGGUCUUCACAGUGGUGAUGUUAACGUUAAAUAUGCAUUAUCCAAAGACCAUAGUACAUUGAUUUGUUAUUACUAUCCAUCGACUAGGCAAUUCAGCUGGAACUUAGCAAUGGAUGCAAUGGAAGGAGAUGUUGAUGUAAAUUUGAAAAAUGAAAGUAACGAAAAAGUACUAAAAGUGUUUGAAAGGCCGGAUGAUGAAAUAAUGUUCUCGAAGAUUUUGAGAGUAAUGGAUUGUAGGCUAAACUCUAGAUCUAAUUUCCCAGAUUUUCCUUUGCAAAAAUAUUUGAAGAAUAAUUUUGGUCAAUUAAACGAAGUGUCACUAGUAGCCGCCGAAGCAGGUGAAAUUUGCGGCUCCUGUGAAGAAGGUCAUUUACGCGGUGAUAAGAGUAUCGAAGUUGGCCAUACUUUCCACCUAGGCACCAAGUACAGUGAAGCUAUGGGAAGUAAAUUUACUGAUAGUAAUAACAACAGCAAUUCUAUUCCUCAGAUGGGAUGCUAUGGAAUUGGAAUUAGCAGGUUAGUUGGCGCCAUUGCGGAGGUUGCCAGAGAUUCAAAGGGAUUCAAAUGGCCUACGAGCGUAUCACCAUAUCUAAUGAGCAUUUGUGGUAAAAAUGAACAAUUGGUACAAGAGACAAGGCAAACAAUUGAAUCACCAGAUGUAUUGUCACAAUUCAAUUCGAAGUUGGGAUUAGGUGCAAGAAUAAAAUUAUCUCAUGCUUUGGGGAUUCCACUAGCAAUUAUCGUGGGACCAAAAAGUUGGCCCAAAGUUGAAGUUGAAGUAAGAGGUCAAAGAUGGAAUGGUAAUGAAACUUGGAAACAAUCAUAUGAAACUCAUAAAGACGAGUACGACUGGCAAAUCAUUGUCACAGACGAUGGUACCGAAAAACAUCUAGUACCAAUUGAGAAUCUCUCCAAAAUAUGCAAUAUUCUUCUGGAAGAUCUAUAA